AUGGCUUUUGCAAUUGGCAUUCGCAACGUCCGGGCCAGGCUGAAUCAGGACAAGCUGCCAGAGGACAAUAAACUGGAAGAACCCCUUGGCGCCGUGAACCUCUCCGCAAGUCAGCUAGUAUGUAAGAAGGGUAGCACCAAGGAUAUCGACAAUCUGGAAGGGUUCAACACAGCCACACGGGAAGAAGAGCAGGUUGCUUCCAGCCUCAGAGCCAUGGGAUGCCCUGGUCAGGUGGCUGACCUCAAAAGGGAAGGCUCUAUAAGCAGAGGUCAAUGUCGGGCCGUGGAUGUGAUGCAGAUGAAAGGAACGGAUAGGAACCCAUCCGUCAUGCCGCCAGACCAGGUAGACCUCCCCAUGCCCUGUCCAGAAUCCUACCAUGGUCAAGUAGGGCUUUUCACACACAUCCAUACGUACGGAUUCAGUUGCAGCGCUUUCCUAAAGAAACAGUCUUCAACCAAUAAAGGACUGAAAAUAUAUAGGUAG
Molecule: messenger RNA, 483 nt
Organism: Fusarium venenatum
Lineage: Eukaryota; Fungi; Ascomycota; Sordariomycetes; Hypocreales; Nectriaceae
Source: RefSeq, a predicted model, not a curated record